Sceloporus undulatus (fence lizard) is the source of this 502-nucleotide messenger RNA. It is a transcript of the gene RPL39, whose product is annotated as ribosomal protein L39. Gene Ontology annotation, cellular component: cytosolic large ribosomal subunit; ribosome. Gene Ontology annotation, molecular function: structural constituent of ribosome. Lineage: Eukaryota; Metazoa; Chordata; Lepidosauria; Squamata; Phrynosomatidae. The coding region runs from base 151 to 306 and encodes 51 amino acids. The record is from RefSeq and is a predicted model, not a curated record. Gene Ontology annotation, biological process: translation. The transcript has 3 exons.
AUGUCACUGUAGCCCCUACUCUGCGGUGCAGGAGCCGAGGAACGUCUAGCCGGACUUCUUCCCGUCUCCGCUUCCUCCCGUCAUCCCUUGCGCCGCCUUUCCUUUCUCUUUUCCUCGUCGGCCAUUGCGGUUGAGGCCUGAGCUUCAGACAUGUCAUCCCACAAGACAUUCAAGAUCAAGCGGUUCCUUGCUAAGAAGCAGAAACAGAACCGGCCUAUCCCACAAUGGAUCCGCAUGAAAACCGGCAAUAAGAUCAGGUACAACUCCAAAAGGAGACACUGGAGGAGGACCAAGCUGGGCCUGUGAAAGGAAGCAGCUUUGCCCCCAUCAGCAUGCCUAUCCUGUGUUAAGCUCUCAAGCCUAGAAUGGCCCCUUUCUACAGAUCUGCCACAGCUCUAUUUUACAGAGCUGAACCCUGUCAUAUAUUGUGCAGUUUUUCUCUUUCCUAAAACUUUAUUUUCACAAGGAGUUUCUGAAAAGAAUUAAAACUGAAUAAUGGGGA